This is a messenger RNA of Fulvia fulva, 3054 nucleotides long. RefSeq names its product Aminopeptidase 2, mitochondrial. The coding region runs from base 1 to 3054 and encodes 1017 amino acids. Gene Ontology annotation, molecular function: zinc ion binding; metalloaminopeptidase activity; peptide binding. The transcript is spliced from 5 exons. Lineage: Eukaryota; Fungi; Ascomycota; Dothideomycetes; Mycosphaerellales; Mycosphaerellaceae. Gene Ontology annotation, biological process: peptide catabolic process; proteolysis. The record is from RefSeq and is a predicted model, not a curated record. Gene Ontology annotation, cellular component: cytoplasm.
AUGCUGCGAAUCUCAAGUUCCAGGUUACAAGGCAUUGCGCACCGAACAUCGUACAUCGUCCUUCAUUGCGGCCCAUCGUCAACAGCUCGUUCUCCCGGCCUACGUUGCAUACGCAUGCGAUCGUCGCUCGGGUUGCAGCGGCUUGUUGCAGGUCCCACUUUGGUACGAUCAGGUGGGGUGUUUGCUGCAUGCCGCCAUCGAACGACCUGCUGCCUGUCUAGGCCACUCUCUCUCCCUGCACAAGCAAGGGACCAGACAUUCACACCUCCGAAUCCUCGUCGAUCAGCACAUACCCUUGUCCCAAAAGCGCGUGAUAGAAGAGUUGCCCGUCGGACAGCUUACGACAUACCACAACAAUACCAAAGCAUACGAUACUGUAGCAGCGAAGCUUCGAGCUUGCUAGUAAAGAUGGCCUCGGACAGGGACGUCUUGCCAGAAGAUGUCAAGCCCAUCAACUAUGCCAUCUCCCUCAAGGACCUCAAGGCAGGCGAGCCAUGGACCUACCAAGGAACAGUUGACAUCACCAUAGACAUCAGAAACGCUACAAAAGAGAUUGUGCUCAACACACAUCAGCUCAAAGUGCACUCUGCAGAGGUUGUCACAGACUCCGGCAAGCAGUCAUCGUCAGUACAAGCCUCCAGCAUUAGUUUCGAUGAGAAGUCCCAACGAUGCAUUCUUUUGUUCGACCAAGCGCUGGAAAAGUCGCCCAAGGCAUUGCUUGCCAUAAGCUUCGAGGGUGUUAUGAACGACUCAAUGGCUGGAUUCUACCGAUCGAAGUACCAACCUACGGUGGAGGCGUCGAAAGGUGUAGCCAGGGACGACAAGAACCACUACAUGUUCUCGACGCAGUUCGAGAGCUCCGACGCUCGCAGAGCAUUUCCCUGCUUCGACGAGCCAAACCUCAAGGCGACCUUCGACUUCGAGAUUGAGAUCCCAGACGACCUCGUGGCAUUGAGCAACAUGCAAGAGAAGAAUACUAGGAAGAGCAAGGACGGACACAAGAUGGUGAGCUUCGACAGGACCCCAAUCAUGUCGACAUACCUACUUGCGUGGGCAUUCGGCGACUUUGAGUACAUCGAGGACUUCACGAGGAGGAAGUACAAUGGACAAAGCUUGCCCGUGCGUGUGUACACGACCAAAGGAUUGAAGUCACAGGGCAAGCUAGCAUUGGAGAGCGCCCAUCAGAUAGUCGAUUACUUCUCAGAGAUCUUCCAGAUCGAUUACCCACUACCGAAAGUGGACCUGCUUGCAGUACAUGAGUUCUCGCACGGAGCCAUGGAGAACUGGGGUUUGAUCACAUACCGUACCACAGCUGUACUCUACGAUGAGGUCAGCUCUGAUCAGAAGUACAAAAACCGAGUGGUGUAUGUUGUCGCCCACGAGCUGGCUCACCAAUGGUUCGGGAACCUGGUUACGAUGGACUGGUGGAACGAGCUCUGGCUAAACGAAGGCUUCGCCACUUGGGUCGGCUGGUACGCUGUGGACCACUUGCAUCCAGAUUGGAAUGUCUGGGGACAGUUCGUCACCGAGGGCAUGCAGCAAGCUUUCUCGCUCGACGGCCUUCGCACAAGUCACCCUAUCGAAGUCCCUGUCAGUAACGCGCUUGAGGUCGAUCAGAUUUUCGACGCCAUAAGCUACCUCAAGGGAAGUUCGGUCAUUCGUAUGCUGGCAGCACAUCUCGGAGUGAAGACGUUCUUGCAAGGCGUCGCGGAUUAUCUCAAGGCCCACACUUACUCUAACGCCACUACAAGCGAUCUCUUCUCUGCGCUGAGUAAAGCUUCUGGCCAGGAUGUGAACACUUUCAUGGAGCCGUGGAUUCGAAAGAUUGGUUUCCCCGUGGUUACAGUGGCUGAAGAACCUGGCCAGCUCAGCUUUAGGCAGUCAAGAUUCUUGACCGCCGGUGAGGUCGAGGCAAAAGAGGAUGAGACUGUCUGGUGGAUACCACUGGGCCUCAAGACUGGACCACAAGCCACCGACGCUCAGCGUGAGCCUCUCACGACGAAAGAGGACACUUACCGCGACAUCGACACUGACUUCUACAAGGUCAACGCUAACCAGACUGGCUUCUAUCGCACUAACCUGCCUCCUCAGAGAUUAGCUGCACUUGGUAAGGGUCUCGACAAGCUGUCUGUUGAAGACAAGAUCGGACUCAUUGGAGAUGCAGGCGCUCUUGCAGUCGCAGGCGAAGGCACAACGCCCGCUGUCUUGUCACUGCUCGAAAGCUUCGAGAACGAGUCCAGCUAUCUGGUCUGGAGUCAAGUGCUCUCCAGCCUGGGCAAGAUCCGCUCCACUCUCGCAUCCGACAAGCAGGUUUCAGAAGCUCUCAAAGCUUUCACUCUCAAGCUUAUAUCACCAGCAGUAGAGAAGAUCGGAUGGGAGUUCAAAUCAGGCGACGACUUCCUGACAGGCCAGCUUCGUACACUUCUUAUCACACAGGCUGGAUUGGUAGGUCAUGAGAAGGUUGUUGCGGAAGCUCAGAGACAGUUCAAGGCCUUCACCGGUGGCGAUCAGAAAGCCAUUCACCCUUCGCUCAGAUCUGCCGUGUUCGUCACAGCCAUCAGGGCUGGUGGUACAGAUACAUACGAAGCUCUGAAGAGUGAGUAUCAGACGACCAAGUCUGUGGAUGGCAAGGAGAUUACGCUAAAGGCCAUGGGCUCGGUACAAGAGGAACAGCUCGCCUUGGACUACCUAAACUGGGCGCUCAACGGUGGCACCGCUAUCCAGGACAUCCACAACGUGGGCAUGCCUCUUGGAAGCAACUCGAAGGUGCGACACGUGGUAUGGGAGUUUGUGAAGUCGAACUGGCCUACCCUCAGAGAAAAGCUCGGUGCGAACAUGGUUGUACUGGAGCGCUUCCUCCGCGUUAGCUUGAUGCAGAUCACGGAGGAGAACAUUCGCCAAGACAUUGAGAAGUUCUUCGCCGACAAGGAUAACAAGGGAUACGACAGAGGACUCGCGGUCGUCAACGAUACUAUCCUGGGCAAUGCGAAGUACAAGGAGCGCGCACUCGAAGGGACACGCGAGUGGCUGAACGCUCAUGGGUACAUCAAGUAG